CUCCCUCCUCUCCCUUCCCACCUCCAUUACUUCCACGCCCUCUCCCCCCUCAGCUCUCAGCCGACCUCUCGCUGCUCUCAGUGCUUCCCAGCCAGCCUCCUUGUGACCUCUUGUAUCGCUUCCUACCCACACCUUCCACAACCCCAACAUCGCCAAUGUCGACCAACCCCGUUUUCGCCAUCGCCCAAGCCAAGCACGACGUGCUUAUGUCGCAGAUGCCUCAUCCUGCUACUGGCGCCGUGAUGCCGCACCAGGUCCCCGCCCAGGCCCGUCUCAUCGCCCUCGACUCCGUCGUCCACGCUCCGUCCCUCCACUUGGCCGCCCCGCAUCCGGCGCUGGCCGAGAUGCAGCCUAGGGCGCACGCCCCUGUGCAUGCGCGGAGGUACGUGGAGGUGGCGAAGACGGAGGCCUUCCACGAGGUCCUCGCCACGGCUGCUCACCACCGCCUCGACCUCGCCGAGAAGCCCAUCGCGACCCCCUUCGAGGUAUCCCUUGCGAGCAAGAAGACCUUCUACAGGCGCCUCUUUGGCAUGUAGGAGAGCCGGAGGGAGAGGAUCAAGGAAGGCACGCCGGGAGUACAAGAGGCCGGAGAUAUCACCCGUGGCACUUCUCCCCUGCCUGCCCCGAGACCUGCUGAUGUGUAUGCCGAGGAUGAUUUUGUUUGAUGUCAAUAAAGAUGGUUUUAUAUGAGC
This is a messenger RNA of Guillardia theta CCMP2712, 692 nucleotides long. RefSeq lists its product as hypothetical. The transcript has a single exon. Bases 156 to 536 code for a protein of 126 amino acids. The record is from RefSeq and is a predicted model, not a curated record. NCBI's taxonomy places the organism in Eukaryota, Cryptophyceae, Pyrenomonadales, Geminigeraceae.